AAGUAGCAGAAGGAGAGGAGGAAGAAGAUGAAGUGUUUUCGAAACAUUAGAUCGAUAUUUAACCACGCGGACGGUGUGGAUUUAGUGCUGAUGGGACUAGGUUUACUUGGAGCUAUUGGUGAUGGCUUUGUCACUCCUAUAAUAUUUUUCAUUACAGGCUUGUUACUGAAUGACAUUGGAGCCGUAGGUGAUGAUUCUUCAUUCAGUGAUGAAACCUUCAUGCAUGCCAUCAUUAAGAAUGCUGUAGCUUUGCUUUAUGUCGCUGGUGCAUCUUGGGUGAUAUGUUUCGUUGAAGGAUAUUGCUGGACAAGGACAGGAGAAAGACAAGCAUCAAGAAUGAGAGAGAAGUACUUAAGAGCGGUGUUAAGACAAGAUGUGAGUUACUUUGAUCUUCAUGUUACAAGCACUUCUGAUGUUAUCACUAGUGUCUCUAGUGACACCCUUGUCAUCCAAGACGUUCUAAGUGAAAAGUUACCAAAUUUUUUGAUGAAUGCAUCGGCAUUUGUUGCAAGCUACAUUGUUGGUUUCAUCAUGCUGUGGAGACUUACAAUCAUUGGCUUCCCGUUCAUUGUCUUCCUCUUGAUUCCCGGGCUGAUGUGCGGGCGAGCACUCGUCAGCAUCUCAAGAAAAAUACGUCAAGAGUAUAGUGAGGCUGGUUCAAUCGCUGAGCAAGCUAUCUCGUUGGUGCGAACCGUCUAUGCAUUUGGUAGUGAGAAGAAAAUGGUAUCAAAAUUCUCAGCUGCGCUUCAAGGCUCAGUGAACCUAGGGGUGAGACAAGGACUAGCUAAAGGACUUGCCAUUGGGAGCAAUGGUAUCAGUUAUGCAAUAUGGGGGUUCAUGACUUGGUAUGGAAGUCGGAUGGUUAUGUACCAUGGCGCUAAAGGCGGUACUAUCUUUGCAGUCAUCAUUUGUAUCACCUAUGGUGGCACAUCACUCGGUCGAGGUUUGUCGAAUCUCAAAGAUUUCUCAGAGGCGGUUGUAGCGGGGGAAAGGAUUGUCAAAGUGAUUAAAAGAGUUCCCUAUAUUGAUUCAGACAAUCCUAAAGGUCAAAUUCUUGAGAAUAUUAAAGGAGAAGUCCAAUUCAAGAAUGUGAAGUUCAUGUAUCCGUCUAGACCUGAGACCCCAAUCUUUGAUGAUUUAUGUCUAAGAAUUCCACCAGGAAAAACUAUUGCUCUGGUCGGUGGAAGUGGUUCAGGAAAAUCUACUGUGAUAUCACUAUUACAAAGAUUCUAUGAUCCGGUGGCUGGAGAGAUUCUUAUUGAUGGUGUGUCCAUUAACAAGUUGCAAGUAAAAUGGUUGAGAUCACAAAUGGGUCUUGUUAGCCAAGAGCCAACACUUUUCGCCACAUCUAUAGAGGAAAACAUAUUAUUUGGUAAAGAGGAUGCAUCGAUGGAUGAAGUAGUCGAAGCUGCAAAGUCCUCAAAUGCUCAUGAUUUCAUAUCUCAGUUUCCUCUUGGUUACAAAACUCAGGUUGGGGAGAAAGGAGUGCAAAUGUCAGGAGGUCAGAAGCAAAGAAUUGCAAUUGCGCGUGCGAUAAUCAAAUCGCCAAAACUUCUCCUACUAGACGAGGCAACAAGCGCAUUAGACUCAGAAUCCGAAAGAGUAGUCCAAGAAGCCUUAGACAAUGCUUCUAUUGGUCGUACAACUAUUGUUAUUGCCCACCGCCUCUCUACUAUUCGUAACGUUGAUGUUAUAUGUGUAUUCCACAAUGGUCGCAUUGUAGAAACUGGAUCACACGAAGACCUCAUGAGGAACUUAGACGGUCAGUAUUCUUCUCUAGUUCGCUUACAAAUAAUGGAAACUGAAGAAUCAGAUGAUAACAUUAAUGUAAGUAUGGGGGAUGGUGAGUUCUCGAUUUUAAGUAAAGAUGUGAAGUAUAGUCCAAGGGCUUCUAUUCAAAGCCAUUCUAAUUUGUUCACAACUUCAAGCAUUGAUACAAAUGUUCGUGGUUCGAUUCCAACGAAUAAGAAGCUGCAUGUGCCAUCUUUUAAGAGAUUGAUGGCGAUGAAUAAACCAGAGUGGAAACAUACAUCAUAUGGUUGCUUAAGUGCAGUCUUAUAUGGCGCCUUACACCCGAUUUACGCAUAUGCUUCAGGAUCAAUGGUGUCAGUGUAUUUUCUAACGAGUCAUGAUGAAAUGAAGGAGAAAACAAGGAUCUACGUGCUGCUUUUUGUUUGUCUAGCUGUUUUUUGUUUCUUGACUAGUAUCAUUCAACAUUAUAGUUUUGCUUACAUGGGUGAAUACUUAACGAAACGUAUCCGAGAAAAUAUUCUCUCAAAGCUAUUGACCUUUGAAGUAAGCUGGUUUGAUGAAGACGAGAACUCGAGUGGUGCAAUUUGCUCUAGACUAGCCAAAGACGCAAACGUGGUGAGAUCUAUUGUUGGUGAACGAGUAUCAUUGUUGGUACAAACUAUAUCAGCAGUGAGCAUAGCUUGCACAAUUGGUUUGGUCAUUUCUUGGAAAUUAGCCAUUGUAAUGAUUGCGAUACAGCCCGUGGUUGUCGCGUGCUUCUACACUCAACGCAUUGUACUCAAAAGCAUAUCUAAAAAAGCAAUUAAAGCACAAGAAGAGAGUAGCAAACUAGCUGCGGAAGCCGUCUCCAACAUCCGAACCAUCACAGCUUUCUCGUCUCAAGAACGGAUCCUAAAAUUACUCAAAAAGGUUCAAGAAGCCCCCAAGAGAGAAAACAUCCGCCAAUCAUGGUUAGCAGGGGUUGUCCUUGCAACUUCAAGAAGCCUCAUGACGUGCACAUCAGUUCUAAAUUACUGGUACGGUGGUAAGCUAAUUGCUAAUGGACAGAUCAUGUCAAAAGCAUUCUUUGAGCUGUUUAUACUCUUUGUGAGUACUGGUCGAGUUAUCGCGGACGCUGGAGUCAUGACAACAGAUUUAGCCAAAGGCUCGGAUGCGGUUGCAUCAGUCUUCAGAGUGUUAGAUCGCUACACAAAAAUUGACCCGGAGAACCAUGAAGGAUUUGUCCCACAAAAGAUAAAGGGACAAAUCAGAUUUUCUAAUGUGGACUUCGCGUACCCAACACGACCAGAUGUGAUUAUAUUCAAGAACUUCUCUAUUGACAUCAAUGAGGGAAAGUCCACUGCCAUUUUGGGUCCAAGCGGGUCAGGUAAGUCCACAGUAAUUGGCUUGAUCGAACGGUUCUAUGACCCGUUAAAAGGUAGUGUAGAAAUCGAUGGCCGAGAUAUAAGGUCAUAUCAUUUGAGAUCACUUCGUAAACAUAUAGCUUUGGUCAGCCAAGAGCCAACUUUGUUCCUUGGGACUAUCCGAGAGAACAUCAUGUACGGAGGAGCAUCUGAAAAUAUCGAUGAGUCAGAGAUCAUCGAGGCCGCGAAAGCAGCCAACGCUCACGAUUUCAUUACAUCGCUAUCGAACGGUUAUGACACAUACUGCGGGGACAGAGGAGUACAAUUGUCUGGUGGUCAGAAGCAGAGGAUAGCAAUUGCUCGUGCGGUUUUAAAGAACCCAUCAGUGUUGUUACUUGAUGAAGCUACGAGUGCUCUAGACAGCCAAGCUGAGCGCAUGGUACAAAACGCACUCGAACGUUUAAUGGUUGGGAGGACAAGUGUUGUGAUCGCACAUAGACUUAGUACAAUUCAGAACUGUGAUAUGAUAACUGUUUUAGACAAAGGGAAAGUUGUGGAAUGUGGAACACACUCUUUCUUGUUAGGAAAAGGUCCCAUGGGAACAUAUUUCUCAAUGGUCAGUCGCCAAAGAACUCAUUGUUGA
This is a messenger RNA of Capsella rubella, 3738 nucleotides long. Its product is annotated as ABC transporter B family member 22. Gene Ontology annotation, biological process: transmembrane transport. Lineage: Eukaryota; Viridiplantae; Streptophyta; Magnoliopsida; Brassicales; Brassicaceae. The transcript is spliced from 7 exons. Gene Ontology annotation, molecular function: ATP hydrolysis activity; ATP binding; ABC-type transporter activity. The coding region runs from base 28 to 3738 and encodes 1236 amino acids. Gene Ontology annotation, cellular component: membrane. The record is from RefSeq and is a predicted model, not a curated record.